AUGGCUGUCUUCAUGACCAUUUGUCAGCCAAUUGACCAGUAUUGGAACCCCGUGCCGUGGGGACAUUGCCGCGACACAUCCAUCCAGGAGUUCACUUCGGUCUCUUUCAACCUGGUCCUGGAUUUGGCCAUCUUCAUAUUGCCUAUGCCAUGGCUUUGGAGACUGCAGAUGCCACGGCGCAACAAAAUUGGCAUUAGUGUCAUGUUUGGUAUUGGUUUCAUCACUAUUGGCGUCAUGUUGUGGCGAAUUGCAGCGACAAAGAAGUCGGUCGAUGAACCCGACGGAACCUACUGGAUGACUGACAUUGCGCUCAUUGCUUUGUUGGAGCUUUGGUUGGGCUUCAUAGUCGCCUGCAUACCUACUCUGGCGCCAUUACUCAAAGCUUACGUAAAGCCUGCUGUGAGCAAGCUGAGAUCAAUCUCAGGGCUCGAUCAAAGGUCACAACAGGUAUCGUUGAAGAUGGUCAGGAACAGUAACAACAAUCGAAGAUACCAUCCCAUUGACGGAACUCAGGAUUCCAGGAAAGAAUAUCCUCCAGCAGUACAUGGGGAUCUGACUCCCGGCGCCGCGAUAACGACCCACAUCUCGCAUGAUCCUGUUCGGAGAAGUACAGAGCAGCACGUCGGGAACGAUACCAUUCAUGUUCAGCAGGAUAUCGAGCAUCGUUGGCCUGAACCCGGCACUGCGACAUCACAGCCCCGAAACAUUACCCAAUAUUGGGGUGGAGGGCCGAUUGGCUUCCCACUCCGGAGCUUUGCCGCCCAGGAGCCAGAUACUGACACCGACUCGAUAAGCCACAGCCUGCAUAUGCAACAUUCAGUGAUUACCGAUCAUCAGCUCAUGGCUUCGCCUCGGUUCCUGGGAGAAAUGCAGCCCCCGCUUCCAUCUUUCACGGCCACCUGGCACAAUGACACCUACCCGGCGAUUUCUCCGUCGCGCCCGGAGCUGAGUGCGGCAGGGAAGACGAUCGUGAUCACGGGCGCGGGAUCCGGCAUCGGUCGCGAGACAGCCGUUGCGUUUGCCAGCGCUGGAGCUGCACACCUGGUGCUGUUGGGGCGCACCCAGGCGACCUUGGACGAGACGGCCUCGCUGCUUCCCAGUCAAGUGUCCAAGGAGACCUUUGCCGUCGACGUCACGCAGCAAUAUGCCGUCGAACGAGUUGCUAUGGCCGUUGGAUCAUGGGAUGUUCUAAUUGUUGCUGCCGGCUACGUCUCAGCCCCCAAGCCCAUGGCCGAGGCAAACACGGAUGCCUGGUGGCAGAAUUUCGAGACGAAUGUCAAAGGCCUCUUCCUGGUCGCCAAGUUCUUCCUACCGACCAGGAAUGCAUCGCGCUCAGCCCUUCUUGCACUCACGACUGGUAGUUCAGCCCUGCCGAGCUCGAUGUUGCCCGGACUCUCUGGCUACACCGCAUCAAAACUCGCCCAGACGAAGCUUGUUGAGUUCCUCGCCGCGGAGCAUCCAGAUGUCUUUGCAGCUUCAGUUCACCCUGGCAUGGUGGAGACGGCCAACUUCAAGGAGGGUGGUGGGAACACCGAACUGGUGCCCAUGGAUAAAGUCCAACUUCCGGCUCACUUCUUGGUGUGGAUGUCGAGUCGGGAGGCUGCAUUCUUGACCGGUCGCUCUGUUUGGGCCAACUGGGAUGUGGAUGAGUUGAAGGGGCAAGCUGAGACAAUCAAAUCGGGCAUGGCAAUGACAGCUGGGAUCAAUGGCUGGCCGUAUACUAUCAGCUAG
Messenger RNA from Neoarthrinium moseri, 1731 nucleotides. RefSeq lists its product as uncharacterized. NCBI's taxonomy places the organism in Eukaryota, Fungi, Ascomycota, Sordariomycetes, Amphisphaeriales, Apiosporaceae. The record is from RefSeq and is a predicted model, not a curated record. The coding region runs from base 1 to 1731 and encodes 576 amino acids. The transcript has 8 exons.